This is a messenger RNA of Candoia aspera, 2310 nucleotides long. It is a transcript of the gene SCNN1B, whose product is annotated as sodium channel epithelial 1 subunit beta. The record is from RefSeq and is a predicted model, not a curated record. Gene Ontology annotation, cellular component: sodium channel complex; plasma membrane. Bases 1 to 2052 code for a protein of 683 amino acids. Gene Ontology annotation, biological process: sodium ion transmembrane transport. Gene Ontology annotation, molecular function: ligand-gated sodium channel activity. The transcript has 13 exons. Lineage: Eukaryota; Metazoa; Chordata; Lepidosauria; Squamata; Candoiidae.
AUGACUCUGAAGAAGUACUUCGUGAAGGCUCUGCACCGCCUCCAGAAGGGCCCUGGAUACACCUAUCAGGAGCUGCUGGUCUGGUACUGCGACAACACUAACACCCACGGGCCCAAGCGCAUCAUUUGUGAGGGUCCAAAGAAGAAGCUGAUCUGGUUCUUCCUGACUCUGCUCUUUGCUUCGCUGGUGUUUUGGCAGUGGGGAAUCCUCAUCAACACCUACCUGUCCUAUAACGUCACAGCCUCUCUGGCCAUAGGCUUCAAGACCAUGACGUUCCCCGCUGUUACCAUCUGCAAUGCAAGUCCUUUCCGGUAUUCCAAGGUGAAGCCCUUCCUGAAGGAUUUGGAUGACCUCAUUGAGGCAGCCCUUGAAAGGAUCCUGCAACCUCUCCAGGAGAAUGCAUCUGUUACCUCUGCAGCAAAUGUUAGUGAGAAGCUCAACUUGCAGCUCUGGAACCAGAUCCCCUUGGUGAUGAUUGACGAGAGUGAUGGAUCUCAUCCAGUCAUCCUUGACAUUCUUGGGAAUGGCUCUCUUGACCUUCACAACUCCUCCUCUUUUGGCAACCUGGAAGGGAGAAGGUACAAGCUGGCUCUGAAACUGUGCACACACCUCAGCUCCACCUGCUUCUUCCGGAAGUUCACCAGCGCAGCCCAGGCAGUGACUGAGUGGUACAUCCUGCAGUCUACCAGCAUCUUGUCCAAGGUGCCAGUGAGCAAAAGGAUUGAGAUGGGCUAUCAAGCAGAGGACAUGAUCCUGGCAUGUCUGUAUGGAGCUGAGCCGUGCAAUCACAGAAACUUCACCCACCUCUACCACCCAGACCACGGCAACUGCUACGUCUUCAACUGGGGGGUCGAGAAAGAGCCCCUCAUCUCCUCCAAUCCGGGGGCAGAGUUUGGGCUGAAGCUGAUCCUGGACAUCAGCCAGAACGACUACGUCCCCUUCCUCACCUCCACGGCUGGAGCCCGCCUGAUGCUGCAUGAGCAAAGGAGCUUUCCCUUCCUAAAGGAUCAGGGCAUCUAUGCCAUGUCAAAGACCGAGACCUCCAUUGGAAUCCUGGUGGAUGAACUUGAGCGGCUGGGCUCUCCCUACAGUGACUGCACCACCAACGGGUCAGAUGUUCCUGUCAGGAACCUGUACGAGGACUACCCUGCUUCUCAGGCCGAGGAGAUGGAGCCCUGUGCCAACUGUACCCUCCCUGGCAGCAAAAUGGGCUCCUCGAGAAGCCGGUACAAAACCACGUACUCAAUCCAGGCCUGCCUGCGCUCCUGCUUUCAAGCUAAGAUGGUGAAGCUCUGCCAGUGUGCCCACUACUCGUACCCAUUGCCCGAAGGAGCGCAUUACUGUAACAACGAGGAUUACCCAGACUGGGCACAUUGCUACUCCACUCUGCGCAUGAGCCAGGAGCAUCGGCAGGCUUGCAUCAAGUCCUGCAAGGAGACCUGCAACAACACCCAGUACAAGAUGACCAUCUCCAUGGCGGACUGGCCCUCAGAAGCGUCAGAGGACUGGAUUUUCCAUAUUUUAUCUUAUGAAAGAGACACAUCAACCAAGGUGACCCUUGACAGAAACGGAAUCAUCAAGCUCAACAUCUAUUUCCAGGAGUACAACUACCGCACCAUCUCAGAGUCAGCAGCUACAACUAUCGUCUGGCUUCUCUCCAGCCUGGGCGGCCAGUUCGGCUUCUGGAUGGGGGGCUCCGUCCUGUGCCUCAUUGAGUUUGGGGAGAUUCUCAUCGACUUCGUCUGGAUCACCGUCCUGAAGCUGAUCGGCUGGGGCAAGGGGCUGAAGUGGAAGCCGGCCCUGAGGCCCCCGGAUGCCCUCCCGUCUGUCUGUGAGAAAACCGAGGCCUACACCAACCUGGGCUUCUGCGAGGAGGAGGAGAAGGGGGCAGUAGCUGGGGGCCCUGGCAAUGGAGCCCCGGCUGUUCAAGGGGCUGGCUCUGAGCCUGGCACCCCACCCCCCAAGUACGACUCGCUUCGCGUGCUCCCUCUGGAUCCCAUGGCUCCAGACAGCGAUGAGGAAGCCCCUGGGGUGGAGUUGAAGAGCAUGUGAUGCCAGGAAGGCAAGGAUCCCUUUCUGGUCCUCAAGGCACCUGCAGGAAUAUCCUACCCCUCCCUCUUGGAUGGCACAGCUGCCCCAUCCCCCAGUUCUGCCCAGGCCCAUCAGUCGCUCAGGAAGCAGCUGGGGAGCCCGAAGCAACUGCUAAAGCCAACGCAUUUCUUUCUGCAUAUAAAUCUGGCAGGUCAAGAGGUUGCUGUAAAAUGCAAGUGCUUUCAGAGAAUUUUUCAUAGAUAGCAAAACUGGGAGAUU